GCAUUAUCUGAUAAAGCUAUAACUAGAUACAACUGUUUAAAACACAAAUUUGAUUUAGACUUUGAUACUGGAGAUGAAGAUUCGCAUAAAGAUAAAAAAAGGCAGACAUGGAUAAAAACAUAA
Molecule: messenger RNA, 123 nt
Organism: Dentiscutata erythropus
Lineage: Eukaryota; Fungi; Glomeromycota; Glomeromycetes; Diversisporales; Gigasporaceae
Source: the annotation of a GenBank genome assembly